CUUUUAUGAUUCACUGGUUAGAGGUAGCUUAGGAACGGACCCUGUGAAUAAAAAAACAAGUGGAGUUCAAAUACUCUGAUAGUCACAUGUCUUCUUAAAAUAUACAAUCAAGACAGACAAGUAACUCAGACUUCGCAUGUGACAAGAUAGAAGCAGUGGGUCCGUGAAGGAGAAGUCCAGUUCAGUGCUUCAGAACCAGGUAUGAAGAGAGUGAGUCGAGUCUCUUCCAGUGGCCAUGACAACCCAGGGCUGGAGCUCAGUGAUGCAGUGUCCAGCCAGCAACAUACCGCUUCCCGUACCUCUGUAAUAUCAGCCUCGAUGGUGCGCUCGGUUAGCCAGUGGGCUUCAUAUGCUCGAGGUCGCUGGAAACGUGCUACUCUUAAAUGCAUGAGGAGAAAACCCUCAGGGGAAUCUGUAAGCAGCAAGUACAAGGGCCUUGCGUGGGAGGAGGAUGCUGUAGAUGGAGUUCCCAAAGAGCACCAAUUGAACAAAUGCCUUCUGGAUCACUUCAGGAUGUUGGCUGCUAAUAACGAAGACACAGAUGAGGUCGAUCUGCAGUACCUGAACGAAAUCCUUCGAGAUGGAGCCGAUCCCAAUUCAGCAGACAAGUAUGGACAGACAGCACUUCAUGAGAUCUCUCGAGCCUGGAAUGUAGAUGUGAUGAGGUUCUUCUUAGAGAGAGGAGCUGAUAUCCGCAGACCUGAUGUGUUUGGGGUUACACCUCUACACGUGGCAGCAGCUUUGGACUAUGAAGAAAUGAUUCAUUUUCUUCUAGAAAGAGGAGCUGACAUUGAGGCCUGCACAUAUAAAGACAUGCAGACUCCAUUACACUUUGCUGCUAAGAACGACGCUACUGAGGCGAUUCAAAUUCUACUGCAGAAUGGAGCAGAUAUUGCUGCACACGACUACAAACAAAGAACUCCACUACAUCUUGCUGCCAACCUAGAUCGCAGUGAAGCCGCACGCACACUGUUGGAGCUGGGAGCGGAUGCUGGGGUUCAGGAUUCUGAUGGACAGCUGUGCAUCACUGCCAUGAUCGGCAAGAUGACGUCUGUGGCCAAUCUGGCACUGAAUCAGUUUCAUGUGAAGGACCGAAUGACACGCCAGCAGUUCUUCUACCUUCAUUUGCUGGAGCCAGCGCGAGCACGGAUGAAAAGAUCACAAGGGAAAAUCAGAAGUGAGCCAACAUCGCCGCUAGAGUUCAUUGUUCGUCAAGGGAAACUAGAUCUCAUUAUGCAUCCUGUAGUGUUAAAGCUCAUUUCAGUCAAAUGGAACCUGUAUGGCAGACUUGGAACAUGGAUUCUGCUGCUGGUCAAUAUUCUAUUUAUCUUUUCCUGGACCACGGUGGCCAUAUCUGUGUCCAUGUCUCCAGAGGAGAGCAAACGCUAUGUUUUCCCUCAGGACUGGUGGCGUGUGUUCGUGGUGAUGAUAGCGCUAGGGUUGACCAUGCUGGAGGUGUACAGGGAGGUGAUGGAGAUUCUGCGCUCGGUUAGAAAGCUAAAAGACUGGAAGCAGUGGUGUGAACAGAGGCUCAAUGACGAUUUGGCUUGCACACACCCCAUGUGGCCAGAGGAACGAUGCUACUUCGAGGGUCAGAUUAAGUUCAUUCGCAACAUGAAGGGAAGCUACAUGCAAGACCCCUGGAAUAUAUUUGAUUGGCUUGUGUACGCAUUGCUGAUAGCAGUUUUGGGUCUUCAUUUGGCUGAUGUUUACCUGGUCUCUCAGACACUAAGAACAAAUAGCCUGCGCAUCUUUGCUGUGGCUGUCAUCUUCCUCUGGCUCAGGCUGAUGAAGCAUGUCAGAGCAUUUAGGGUUAUUGGUCCCUUCAUUGUCAUGUUGGGGAAGAUAGUGGGUGAUGUGCUGCGCUUUCUCUUCUUAUAUGCAGAGAUCUAUGUCCCAUAUGCCUGUGCUUUCUGGAUUAUAUUUGGAGGCACAACAGCUGUACCUAGCAUGCAAACAGUGCCACAGAUGCUCUACAGUCUGUACCGUAUAACCCUGGUGGAUGAGUAUGAGUUUGAUGCCAUGGUGGCUGUGGACACUGUUAUGGCUUACUUGCUCUGUGGUACGUUUCUGGCCCUGUCUGCUGUUCUGUGUGUCAACCUAAUGAUUGCACUUCUCUCAGACACAUUUCAACGAGUAUAUGAGAAUGCCCUGGCGAACGCAGUGAUGCAGCAGGCUUCCAUCAUCCUGCAGGUAGAAGAAUCCAUGACUCACCUGUGCCAUUUCUAUGACAAACAGUACAUCCACACUUGUUGUGCCCCGCUCAGAGAGUUUUAUGACUAUGACAUCAUAACAAAUCCAGAUCACCAUGAAGAGAUGAGGAAACUAACAGCAGAGAUUAAGGACACUCUGGAUGAACACUUGUCCAUACAAAAAGAGGCCAAUCUACUGAACCCAGCUGAAACAAACGAAGGUACCAAAUCUCCCAGAUGGAAUACUUUUUCAUCUCAACAAGAACAUCUCAACAGUCUAAUGAGACUGGAGAAAGUCCAACAGCAGCAAAUUCAGGAUCUGCAAGACCUAAAGGAAGAUGUAAAGAGACUCCAGGGAUUAGUGCUACAGCUGAUUCAGUCAAAUCCUACAACAUCUGCCGACAUGCCAAGUUCAUCUUCAGCAGUGCUUCCAUAAGGUUGGAAUGAGCCAUGUUUUAGUGUUUUUGAAGAAGAAGCAAUCCAUUUGAAACAUAACAAUCAUAUGUUAACUAUAACAAACUCUCAGCUACAUGUGGGUAAUUUGUAUGCAUUCGGUAUGCUGGCCACAGUAUCUGUAAAGCCGGAUUCACUGGAUUUAAUUUGAGAUCAUAGAUAAGUGCUAAUGUGAAAGCUUUCACGUAAACCCAAGACUACCUGUAGGAGGUGGUGUGAGGUUAUUUGUGCUGGAAAUAUGCCACAAAUACUUUAAACAUAAGAUCUCCUGCCCAGGUCUGCACUUAAUAAAGUAAAGUAGCCUGUGCAUGUGUUUUAGCUGAUGACGAGAUCAUCAUUCGUUUCCACAAAACACAUGCAUCAUAAGAGAAGAUGAGAAGACACCGAAGAUGUGUGGUGCCCAGAUGUGCAUAAUAGCACCAAAAUAAUAAUAAUAAUAAUAAUAAUAAUAAUAAUAAUAAUAAUAAUAAUAAUAAUGAAUGGAUAGAUAGAUAGAUAGAUAGAUAGAUAGAUAGAUAGAUAGAUAGAUAGAUAGAUAGAUAGAUAGAUAGAUAGUUAGUUAGUUAGUUAGUUAGUUAGUUAGUUAGUUGUGUACGAUGAAUGCAAAUCAAUAAAAUCGAGUAAAACAAGACCAGUGCUGCUGGGACAAUCGCACUCUGAUUUGGACCUCAGCAAAUGUGUCCAGUCUGUAAACAAACUUAAUCAUAAUAUUCAACACACAUGUACCAGCUUAAACUAUGUAUUGGUUUUCAUCCUUGACCAACACAGUUUUACAGUAUGGUCAAUAAAUUAGUAUAUCAGACUUCUUGUAUGCAAUUUGUUUUAUACAAAUGAAUAUUGUAUUUUCUAAAAGAAAUAAAACAGAUCAAGAAAAAGUGCAAAAGAUGAAGCAGGAUGUGGGAAGUGGUGGAGACUAUGAUUGAGGCUAGUAAGUGUAAGCCAAAAACUCGAUGUGAGCUGAAAUUUGGUUUUGGUGAGGAAAUGGCACUCAGACUGUGACACAGCAUGAAACUAAAAUCUUGGCAAUGGUGCAACCUUCAAAUGCAUUUUAUGUCACAAAGAGUGCAGAGACAUCUGCCAUAUGCUCUCGAUCUAUCAAGCUGACACCGUUUAUGCAAUGAGGCCAAAUCCUCUUUUUUAUCCAAGAGUGUGGAAAUACAGUGAUUAGAUUGCUUGUGCUUUACAGACCUGUAUCUGUAAAUAUAUGUCAGUCUAUCUGUGUGUUACUUGUAAGCACCUCAAAUAAAUUGCUGUUUGUCAAGAGUUUGAAACUGUAUGUUUGCUUUAUAAUAUUUCACAUAAAUAUUUCUCAUCUGUUUUAAAUAUUUCUAAUAUGAAUCUUCAUUUUUUUGUAUUAUAUUAAUCUUUGUAUUAUUCUUUAUAUUAACCUUUUAUUUUAUGUUGAUGUUCUGUAAAGCUAUGUUGUUAAAAGUGCUAUAUAAAUAAAUUUGAAUUGAAUUGUUUAUUGACUUUUUUUCUAAUAUAUGGUAUUAUUAUGGUACUAUAUAUUAUUGGUUCUAAUCAUUACACCUACUGUCUGAACACAAGAUUCUUAGAUUUAUCUCUUUAAAAGACAGGUAUCGAUUAUUUUAAACACUUCUCGUUAAACGUCUGAACAACAAAUAAUCCAUUAAUGCUGUUGUUCUUUCCUUCUUCUGAAUAACUCUUACAUUUUUUUCACUUUCCUAGGAGAACAGGUAACACUUUGCUGCUGUGCUAACCCAUGCAUUGAUCACAUGUAUGUCUUCCUGGAGCUUGCUUUGUGUACAUGUGCAUUGUCAUACUGGAACAUGUUUAGGUCCAUUAGUCCCAGUGAAGGUAAACUAGACAUUUAAUACAACUAUGUACCAUGGUACUGUAGCAGGUCAUAUUUCUGUCACACUCAGGGGUCAAAGUUUUGUUUGGGUUACUGUUUGUGAGAUUCCAACCCCAUUCCCAAAACAUCACUGUAGAUGGAUUGAUGAUGCUAUAUUGCCAUUAGAUGGGAAUAAGUGAAUAUUAAAAAUUGCAAUUUGAUUUUCAACGGCAUUACAUUAUAGUAUUUCUCAUUUGUUGUGUAAAUAUACACACAAAGAUAAUGGCACCAAAAACCAUGCAAUCAUAGUAGGAAAAACCAGCACGAUCUACCUCACGAACAGUUAAAUGUUCCCCUAUUACGCAAUAACAAUGUGCAAUUAUCUUAGAUAUAUCCAUUCUAAUACAUCCCUGCAUCUUGUUCUAUUCUAUUCCAUUCCAUUCUAUUCCAUUCUCUCAUCUAUAGCACAACUGUUCA
This is a messenger RNA of Tachysurus fulvidraco (yellow catfish), 4917 nucleotides long. Its product is annotated as transient receptor potential channel pyrexia. Lineage: Eukaryota; Metazoa; Chordata; Actinopteri; Siluriformes; Bagridae. The transcript is spliced from 21 exons. Gene Ontology annotation, biological process: calcium ion import across plasma membrane. The record is from RefSeq and is a predicted model, not a curated record. Gene Ontology annotation, cellular component: membrane. Bases 202 to 2628 code for a protein of 808 amino acids. Gene Ontology annotation, molecular function: protein binding; calcium channel activity.